CCUCUUGGUGGCAGUAGCGUGCCGCUGGAGGGCGCCGGGUGACGUUCGGAGCGACGCAGCCGCAGUAAACACAUCAGAUUGUCGCGGCUCAAAGCAGCAGCUACGUGGAUCUAAACAUAAAGGCACGUCCUUCCACCUCUAGAGAUGUGUUUGUCCCGUCUGAUUUAGUGGAGGACUUUAGUUGACUCCCCCCACCCCCUCCACCUUAUCCUCGAAGACCACCUCCUUCCUCGUCCUCCUCAUCCUCCCUCCGGCCGCCCCUGUGAUGCCUCCCUUGUGCUGUGGCUACCUGUCACAGUUCACCCAUCAUCACCUGGUUGUCUUUCUCCUCACCUUCUUUAGCUAUGUGUUGCUGCACGCCUCCAGAAAAACUUUCAGCAACGUGAAAGUGAGCAUCUCGGCCCAGUGGACGCCAUCCGUCCAGAACGACAGCGCGUCGGCGUUYUCUCCCAACGAGACGUGGCAGGACAAUCGUCUCUUUGCUGAUGAAGCUCAGGCCACUUUGUUCCUGGGAGCUCUGGACUCCAUCUUCCUCUUCUCGUACGCAGUGGGUCUGUAUCUGAGCGGGGUGAUCGGGGACAGAGUCAACCUCCGUUACGUCCUCUGCUUCGGCCUGUGUGGCUCAGCUGUGGUGGAGUUCCUGUUCGGCACGGUGACCGAAUGGCUCCACGUCUACAACAUCUAUCUGUACUGCAGCCUCUGGGUGCUGAACGGCCUGCUGCAGUCGGCUGUUUGGCCCUGCGUCGUGGCCGUUAUGGGCAACUGGUUCGGCAAGGCGGGGAGGGGUUUCGUGUUCGGGCUGUGGAGCGCCUGCGCCUCUGUCGGCAACAUCCUGGGAGCGUUCCUGGCUUCCAGCGUGCUCAAGUAUGGAUAUGAGUACGCCUUCCUGGUGACUUCUGUGGUGCAGUUUGCCGGUGGGGUGGUGGUGUUCUUCGGCCUGCUCACCUCCCCGAAAGAAAUCGGUUUGAGGGAGUCAGAGACCGGACUCGGCCCRGUUGAGACGGACUCGGACAGCCACAGGCCCCUGAUGAGCGACGAGGAGGUGGAGGAGGAAGAGGAGGAGCACCACGUCAAGMGCUGCGGGUCGGUCCAGCAGCCGGACGAAUCUCCGGACGGUCCUCCRCACGCCAUCAGCUUCUUCCAGGCGUUCUGCCUGCCUGGAGUUCUGCCCUAUUCUUUAGCGUACGCCUGCUUAAAGCUGGUCAACUACUCCUUCUUCUUCUGGCUUCCCUUCUACUUGAGCAACAACUACGGGUGGAAGGAGGCCGAGGCYGACCGCCUGUCUGUGUGGUACGAUGUUGGCGGGAUCAUCGGUGGGACGGUUCAGGGUCUCAUUUCUGAUUUCUUGGGGAAAAGAGCUCCGGUGUUGGCGUUCAGCCUGGCCAUGGCGAUGGGAGCCCUGGUGGGGUACAGCCGAUCGCCCAACGACCAGGUCAUCAACGCCGUCAUCCUGGCCACCACCGGCUUCUUCAUCGGCGGCCCGUCCAACAUGAUCAGCUCGGCCAUUUCCGCCGACCUCGGGAGGCAGGACGCCCUGAGGGGCAGCCAGGAGGCGCUGGCGACCGUCACUGGGAUCGUGGACGGAACCGGAAGCAUCGGAGCUGCUGCAGGACAGUACCUGGUGUCGCUGAUUGAGAGCAGGCUGGGCUGGAUGAGCGUCUUCUACUUCUUCAUCGUCAUGACAGGGGGCAGCAUUGUGUUCAUCACUCCUUUACUCGCUGGAGAAGUUCAAGACUUGUGGAGGCACAGGCGAGCGCUGCGGCGCCAGCUGUGAGCACCUCAAACAUCUGGUCCGGGACCACGCAGCAGGUCUGUUCAGAUCCUUUGGGUUCAGGAUGCAGGAACUCAACAAUCACUGUCGUCUUAAAA
Molecule: messenger RNA, 1869 nt
Organism: Austrofundulus limnaeus
Lineage: Eukaryota; Metazoa; Chordata; Actinopteri; Cyprinodontiformes; Rivulidae
Gene: slc37a3
Product: solute carrier family 37 member 3
Exons: 14
Coding region: 266-1774 (502 amino acids)
Biological process (GO): transmembrane transport
Cellular component (GO): endoplasmic reticulum membrane
Molecular function (GO): transmembrane transporter activity
Source: RefSeq, a predicted model, not a curated record